Messenger RNA from Colletotrichum orchidophilum, 240 nucleotides. RefSeq lists its product as uncharacterized. Lineage: Eukaryota; Fungi; Ascomycota; Sordariomycetes; Glomerellales; Glomerellaceae. The coding region runs from base 1 to 240 and encodes 79 amino acids. The record is from RefSeq and is a predicted model, not a curated record. The transcript has a single exon.
AUGAAAUAUGCAACUCUCAUGUCCCACUCGCUAGUGAGUCCUCCUCGCGAGGGCAAUGGUGAGAAGCUAUUAGCGCAAUGUCCGGGCGGCACGGGUGACGAGGGCAAUGACAGCGUUGACGACGACGGCGAUGGCGACGCCUACGACUUCGAAUCCACACCAGAGCUCCGUCGAGUUGCGACAAGAUGCAAAGCAAAGAAACGGAGGAACCACAAUUUGGCAGCGUCUCACAAAACAUAA